GCGCAGCAGCUCGGGUUGUCGUCUCAGAGGCCGCCGACACGGAGACGGAGCCUUGCCGGGCGACGUACAUGUGUGUUCCCGCGGGUAAUUGUCCGUCACGGCAACGUCGACGAGCGCACUUGGCCAUCCAUCUCAGGCACCAGAGACGAGCUCCGAGAACACCCGAUGGCUUGUCGUUGAUAAUGGCGGGCCCGCCAUUGGUGCUCGGGUGGGGUCGUGGGGGCUGCAACGCACUAUGACUUCACUGCCCAGCUGGCUCUGGAGACUCCCAUGGGGCCAGGCGGUUUCCCAUGUGAAAGGAACCGAGAUAGCUCUAGGAGCAAAGUGGUCUGGGACGAGAUGCCAUUUCCGUUGCUGUUCAUGCUGCGUUUUCCGGUCCUGUUCUUGGUCUGUGCCGUUGAGAAUUGACUGCGCCGGCCCUCACGUGCACGAUACAGCCUUCGUAUCCAAUCUCGGUGCAUGGUCCCUGCCCGUCACGCGACUCACCAGCUUUUUCGUCUUCACAGGCAUUCUGAGACAGGCUCUCGAGUGUGCCGUGCCAGGCCUGCUGCACCCGUGGCCGACCAGGUCUCUGGUUGGCCAGGCUCGUUACGUAACGGCCAUCCACAUGAAUUCCACUUGUCCCAGGAUCAGACUGCGCCCGGCCACGCUCACGAGAGCCUCAAAUUUUUCGCAUGGCGGAGCACCAUUGCUGACCUUCAUUCCAAUGCGUACACCGCAGCCAGGGCCCAUCUUUGGUUCCCCCGUAGCCUCGGAAGAUGUCGGGGUUUGCUGAGCUCCAGCUCAAACUGAGCUAAGUCGUGGUCUAGAGCAGGCCCGCAGGUGUGCGAUUAACCAGCCACUGUGGAUCCCAUCUCGACUCGCCAAGAUUUCCGGGGAAAGCUCCUAGGCACAACGCUUGCCCAGGUUUGCACCUUGCCGUGUCAUGGUCUCGAUACGCGGUUGUCGUAUUGCAUGUGCUUGGUUGGGAAAUCCUCGUGAUGCGGACUGUACGCGACUUACGAGACAUCACAGGCAUGAUCUUUGUGUCUCAAUACUCGUCGCCGGCGUUGAGUAUUCCAAUGCACCGAGACCGCUCAAAGUCC
Messenger RNA from Microdochium trichocladiopsis, 1085 nucleotides. RefSeq lists its product as uncharacterized. The transcript has a single exon. Lineage: Eukaryota; Fungi; Ascomycota; Sordariomycetes; Xylariales; Microdochiaceae. The coding region runs from base 236 to 775 and encodes 179 amino acids. The record is from RefSeq and is a predicted model, not a curated record.